This is a messenger RNA of Acanthopagrus latus (yellowfin seabream), 1204 nucleotides long. RefSeq lists its product as uncharacterized. The coding region runs from base 117 to 695 and encodes 192 amino acids. The record is from RefSeq and is a predicted model, not a curated record. Lineage: Eukaryota; Metazoa; Chordata; Actinopteri; Spariformes; Sparidae. The transcript has 6 exons. Gene Ontology annotation, cellular component: ESCRT I complex. Gene Ontology annotation, molecular function: ubiquitin binding. Gene Ontology annotation, biological process: protein transport; endosome to lysosome transport; protein modification process.
CAGGUUAUCCAUAAACCUCCAGACAGACGGGUAGGCAGGAGCUGUUGAGUGUUGGUGAUCGGAAAAGAUAGACAGAAAAAACGUGCGACUUUCUUCCUUCUGGAUAAACUGUGAUCAUGUCGUACUCUGGAGAGAGGAUUAAGAAAAUGCUUCCCAGGGAAUAUCUUCGCAAGCAUGUGGCCCAUGAUAUAUACACUGCAUUAACUCACUUCAACAGACUUGAGCCUGUGGUGGAUUUAUACGUUUACAAUGAUGGAACCAAAAAGAACCUGAUGAGUCUGACUGGAACCAUUCCUGUCCUGUAUGAUGACAAGACCUACAACAUCCCAGUGUGCGUUUGGCUUGAAGAAACCUACCCCCUGUCUGCCCCCAUCUGCUACGUCAGACCCACACGUGAGAUGAUGGUCCUCCGGGGAAAGUACAUCUCCAGCAACGGCGAAGUCAUGCUGCCCUACCUGGAGGAGUGGAAGCAUGGCGAAUGUGAUCUGGUGAGCCUUCUGCAGGUGAUGGCUGCCGUGUUUGGAGACUUCCCCCCCGUGUGCAUGCAGCCUCAACCAGAGCCGACAGAACAGACCUCCUGUUGGCUGCAGUUCCAGAGAGAAUCAGAGGUUUCCACGAGGGAUGAAAGUUUGUACCUGUUCUUAGACAGAGAGGACGGUCAACCUGUCCUGCAAGAAAAUGAAACCAACUGUUAGUCUUAUUUUUUUUGUGGAAAUUAAAAAUGACUGUUUGUGUGGUGCCUGUGUUUUGUUUUGUGCACAAUGUCAGAUGGUAUCCAUUGAAUAGUUUACUGUAUGUUUCAUUUGAUUGAUAAUGUAUCCUGUAAGUCUACUUUUUUUAACUGAUAAGACUAUUAAUGUCCAGCAGCCUCUGAUGAAAACACUUGACUGUCUUUGGCGUGAAUGUACUGUGUUAAAGAUGUUUUUGAUGUUCGUCGUGAGAACCAUAACUUCUUUGGGAUCUUAAUGCUUGUGUGGUGAUGAAACAGAAUUGCUUUACAAGCAGCUUGUUAAACUGUCCCUGAACCCAAAGCCAUUUCAUUUGGACUUUUGACCAGUGAAGUGAGCGGUGAGUAAAUUGGAGAACAUGUACACGGCCAGGUGGAGAACAAUGUAGGACAGUUUACUGUGAAAGAGUGCUGCUCAUUUAACUUUGACUGAAAAUCUAGUGACUGCUGUUGUAAAUAAAGUUCCAUUUUAAACAA